Anopheles marshallii is the source of this 9420-nucleotide messenger RNA. It is a transcript of the gene DIP2, whose product is annotated as disco-interacting protein 2. The record is from RefSeq and is a predicted model, not a curated record. The transcript is spliced from 17 exons. Bases 1 to 9420 code for a protein of 3139 amino acids. Lineage: Eukaryota; Metazoa; Arthropoda; Insecta; Diptera; Culicidae.
AUGAAGCCAAUCACGUUCGAAUCGAUCCGGAAUCUGCUGAAGACGAAAAAGAAGCAGAAGGACAAAUCGAACAUCGACCAAAGCUUCAAACGGAGCGACUCGUUCAAGCGCAUCAGCAUCCGGAAGAGUUAUCUCGAGCGGGGUCGCAAACGCAACGCGGCAGCGGUACUCCGCGGUUCGACCAAAAAUCUGGUCAACAUCAAUGAGUUUGAGGAUCAGGCCACGGUUGUGAAAGGGCCGGAAAAGCUGAAGCUGCACGGUGAUGCGGAGGGCACCCAGACGAAGGAGGGGCUAGAGGUGCACGCGUCGGAGAAGCAGGGUGCGGCGUCCUCCUCCAUCACGAAGCGAGUGUCCGCACCGGAACUUUCCUUCGAGGAGAAGCUAGAAUCGAACGAUGCGUCGUUGGACGAAAAGAUUCGCGCACUGCAGGAGAUCAACGAUCGGUACAUCAAUGAGAACCGCAAUCUCGUGGAGAAGACGUACGAGGUGUCCCGGAAGGUAGAGAAGAUCAAGAUCAAGAAACCGCCCAGACCCUCGAAGCAGUCGGUUGGUGCGUCUCAGCAGCACGCUGAUCCUAGGAACGCACUCGACCACGAAGUACAAAACAAUGAUCUCAGCAGCAAAACGAUCCCGUCAGGUGCCCAGGAACGGCAGGGGAAGCUGUCGAAAGCGUCGAACGGGCAAGACACCACGGGUAGCACCGGGCGGGUGAAGAAUAUCUCACACGUUAACAUAAACGUCAGCUCGGACGCGAUCCCCGAGGAGGAUGAAGGGAACGAUGGUGGCGUGGUGCGGUGCCCGAAGAUACCGCCCGACGACACGGCGGACGACAAGUCAUUCUACAGCAUCAGCACGUUCACGAUCGAGAGCAAUACGCUUACGAACGCGGGCAAUAACAACACGAACGCGUCGUCGAAAAAAUCGUUCCGAAGCAGCUUCAGCACCGGUACGAGCAAAACGGCCACCAACGAAUUGCCCACGCUGGUUACGAUUCGGACGUACUGUGAGCCGAACUCCUUGAUGCAAUCCACUACCCACGUCAACGAGCGGUACCUGGAGACCAGCUUCGACAACUGUCCGCCGGAGCCCGACCCCGGUCGGGAGCAUAAGCCGCAGGUGAAGGUGAAGGUGGUAAAGGAAACGCCAGCACCUGUGGCAGUGCCGUGCGCCACGAAUACCGGUGAACGGCAAAGGAGUCCCUCGCGGAUUCCAAGGAUCAACACGCAAACGUUCAAAAUGAUACGCAGCAAAUCGCGCGAUGGGAUCGUAAUACGAAUCCCGGCGAUGGAUGGACAGGGGGCGGAUGGGAUCGAGCACGCGGGUUCAAAGUCGGACAGCGGUGGUCUGAAGCAGCCGGAAGAUAAUCUGAACCGACAGCUAAGCAACGAUUCCGCGCUCGAUUUGAUCGAUGUCGAUAUCAAGGUGGACGAGAAGGAUUUGCGCCACGGUUUGGGAGGCUCGACACAGAACUUGACCGGCACGGUGACGGACGGUACGCUAGAGCUGAAAAACCAAAAAAACAAAUACCGCAAGAAGGCGAAAAAGGCGACCGCGAGUAAGACGGGCACGCUGGACGUGGAAGAUGCGAGCCUGCAUACGUACAAGAGCCACGAAAAUUUUGAACUUCAGCGCACCCCGAAAGGUGGGGAUGCGGCCAGUGAGCCGAAGUUUAUCUUUCCCGGCAAUUACUUCGAGGAGGAGAACAACAUCUUCUACGAUCAGACGCUGUACGCCGAUGAGGCGGAACUGCCCUCGCCGGAGAACAGCAUACCGUACGCGCUGCGCAUCAAGGAAAAUCCCUUCACGAAGAACAAGGAGUUCUACUCGAUCAAUACCGGUCGGAUCUGGAAGCAGCUGAACCUUGGGCAGCAGCAGGAAGAGGACUCGAUACUCUCAACGGCCGGGCCACGCUUGGUGCCACCGCCCAAGGUCAAGAAUGAAUCCUUCAAAUCGAUGUCGUCCCGCGAUUCGGGCUUCAGCUUGACGCUAACGAAGCCAAAAAAUUUGUUCCGCCGCAAGUCGAAGAAGGCAACGCUGCUCCAGCGGCGCAAACCACCGAAGCUGGCCGUCAGCCGGGACGGUUACUUCAAGCGGGUAAUGGUGGUGCAGCGUAACUCGUCCAAGCGCAAGAAAUCCAUUCGCAAGCAGCGUGUCGCCGGGAAGGACAUCUUCCGCGAGCUGUACGACGAAAACUGGAGCAAGCUGGGCGACGACUUCUGUGCCGAAGCGCCCGCACCGGGAACGCUCGAACCGGAGGCACCGGACUUUGCGCGUGAUUUUGAAAAUUUUUGCAAUGACCGCCGGUACAACCAGGAAAUACACGACCUGGAAGCGUUCUACGAGGAACAUUUGAAGCGCUUGCGGCAUUACUACAUACAGAAGAAGAAGAUGAACGAAGCGGCUAUCAAGGAGUUCUACCGGGAUUAUGGGGCGGGUCGGGCCGCGAUACUUGGCACGGACGGUGCGAACAAUGGGGGAGCUGUUGGUGGAACCGUCCCUGCCAGCGUUGGUGAGCAGCAGGACGAGGAGAACGACUAUUACGACACGUUUAUAGUGACGAAGAAUGAGACGAUUCGCUUCAAGAACAAUGCACUCCAGCAGCGGUACUUUCAGCAGACGGAUGCCGGCCUGGAGUUUAUGUUUCCCCAUCCGGACAAGCGCAAAAGUGGUGCCGGUGGAUCGGGUGGUUCCCUCGGGCAGGGGAAGUCGACCAAAGCGACCAAAUCCGGCACCGGGAGUGCCCACUCGACGACGACGGCUAGUGGUCGGAAGCAACUUUUUCACGAAGUUCGCCCAUACGGAUACCCUCUGGAACCACUGACCGGUGGGGCCCACUACACCGAGGAGGAGUUCCUGCGGGACGACUCCUCGAGCCUGCUCGGCAAGCGCAAUCAGUCGGUGCACGUGAACCGCUACAGGGAGCCACCUUCGUUCGUUUACAAGCGCUCGAUUUCGGCUCCAUUUGGUGACGCAAACUUCCAGCUGACGACCGCCCCGGGAGACGAGCUGAAGCGGAUACGAUCGGCUGGUGCGAUUCAGAAUGAAAUUUCUCUGGCCAGUGUCUUCCCGUCGGUGAGCGGGGAUAAAGCUAGCAGUGCGGUGCGCCAUCGGUACAUGGGAAAAAAUAAUGAUGGAGCGGACAACGAUGAGGAUCCCGACGAAGCGGACGAUGACAACGAAGAGGAGGAUGACGAUGAAGAGUUCAGCGAGAACGAGUUCCUGAUCAACAGCUUGGGCGACAAUCUGUACUGUGUGCGGUGCGACAAGAUGAACAGUGACUGUGAGUGUUUUGAGGGGUCGGACUCGGGUUCGCCGAAGCGGAAGGACACUGGUCGUCCGGGUCGGCCCCGGUUGAAGGGUGGUGCAAAGCGGGUGUACGGCCCAAACGGUGAGGUGGUGAUAGUCAGCGAGCAGGGCGAUGACGUGCGGGACAAGCAAACCCGCCCGAACGCCAACGAAAACGGUGCGGCGAGCGGCGAAGAGGACGAUGACGAUGACGAGGAGGAGGAGGACGAGGCGGACGAGAAUGAUGAAAACUAUUGUGAUGUGUUUGACUAUAACGAUAUCAACAUCAUACACGUGAACCACAAGAAGAAAGUGAAGCGAAAAAAGUCCAAAAAACGUACCGUGCGGAAAAACCACUCGACGUUGCGGCGCGGCAGCUACUGGGGCGACAUCACUCAAAAAGGAUACGAAAAGAAGCGAACAAGACUCUUGCAGCCAUAUCUGUCCAAAAAUGUGCAGCACGGCAGUGGCGCUGGUGGUGGUGGUGGAGGAGGAGGAGGUGUAGGCGGCAGCGGGGGUGGAAAUAACCCCGGGUACGUCAAUGACAUCCAGUCGCAUCUUCAUCAUCCAGCAUCGCAACAGAAGCAGAACAUCUUUGCCUCCUCGGGCAGUGGCGGAGGAGGAGGAGGUGGGGGUGGCGGUGGUGGUGGUAGUAGAGAUAGAAAUGAUCGUACCGGCAGUGGCAGUGGUGGUGGGCAUCAUCAUUCCUCAUCGCACCAGCAACGGGAGCAGCAGCAACUGCAACAGAAUCGCACGCGUCGCAGUACGCAACGCAAAGUAACGCACAACGAGAAGCGCUAUCACUCAGCAACGGGACGUCCCGAUGUGCUGCAGCCGGAAGAACUGCUGCGGCCCGCGAUUGCCCCCAGCUCGGGCAUUCCGGUGCAUCAGCACCAGCAUCUUCUCCGUCAGCGGCACGCACUGCUCACCGCAACGCCAUCGUCCGGUUCCACAUCCUCGGGUGGUGGUGGUGGUGGUGGAAUGGGGGGUAUUAGCAUCCCCCCCGAGCACGCCACCAAGGAUCAGCAACAACAGACGUCCGCAACCACCAAAGUUGUGCCAUCGUUGGGUGGAUCGCAGCACGCACCACCGCAACAACCCGGACUGUACUCGAGCGCACUGGUUGCGGCCGCCGCCGAUGCACUGUUCAAGGCGAUGCGCAUCGCCCCGCAGCCGCCGACCGCUGCCGCACCGGACUCCGCUGUGAUAAUGCGCCCGAAAGCGUACCCAGAGCCGUCGGUGGCCGCAGUACCGCCACCGCCAGAUCCCGAAACGGAUCGGACAAGUAAUAAUCCGUCGAAUGGUGGGGCGGCCGAUGGCAAGAAUAGUAGAAAUAAUAGAAGAAUCGGACGGCACGAGAGUCGCUACACCAGUGAAGUACGCCAGGAAGCGGUACAGCAAGCAUUAGCUGCACUAAAAAAUCGCCCCAAACCUAGCUUGCCAAUGCCAUCCAAACGAAGCUCGGUGCUUAACCGCAGUCCUGAGCGCGAUCAUGACGAUUCAGACUCCAGUACGGAAGAUGAAUCCAUACCGGAGGAAGGUAUGCUGGGUAGAAUAUCCACACCGGACCGGGACAACUACAAUCUGCCCCGUGAUCACAUACUCACGCGGGAACCGAUGAAGCUGCCCUCGUCCCGGGACCAUCACCAUUCGCAGCCCCAACCACUGCCGCAGCCACCGCAAAAGCAAUCGUCCCAGCACGGUGGGCAGCAGCAAACCCACCUGGACCGGCGGCCGCCCCAAACGAUUCCAACGCAGCCGGCGAACACGCAGCACGCGACCCUGUCCGAUACGUCGAGUGCCGGUUCGCCGCCGGCCGUGCACCGGAACCACCAGUACCAGAACAAACCGUCAAGCUACGACAUUACGGAUCUGAACGAUUUCCAACCACACCAGCGUACACCGUACGCCGCACCGGACAUUACGCAGUUCAGUGCCAACACGCGGCGUGGUGCGGAUCGUGUGACGCGUUACGUGAAUCUGGCGAACCAGGAACCGGGCGAUACGAGCACUGCCGGCCGGUGGAAGGUGUCGGCGAAGAUUCAGCAGCUGCUGAACACACUGAAGCGUCCGAAGCGGCGCCCGCUGCCCGAGUUUUACGAGGACAAUGAUAUUGAGCUAGAAAUUGCCGCCAAUCCGAAGGAUCCAAAUGCACCGAAACCGGAGGGCAGCGUGAUGACACCGGUGCAGGGCGAGCAGCUGAUCGUGCCGUCGGGUUUGCCGCGUACGCUCGAAGCUGCCCUGCAACGGUACGGUACGAGCUCGUUCAAGGCACCGAUGGCGACGGUGCUGGACCCGAACGGGAAAAUGACGACAACGCUUACCUAUGGCAAGUUGCUAUCUCGUGCGCAAAAAAUUGCAUACGCUCUCUCGACGAAGGUCUUCAGCAAGGGACCGGAACAGGUAUCUCUCAAACCGGGCGAUCGUGUCGCCCUGGUCUACCCGAACAGUGACCCACUGAACUUCCUAACCGCCUGGUACGGUUGUAUGUUCCGUGGGCUCGUUCCACUCCCGAUCGAACUGCCACUCUCGAGCUCGGACUCACCGCCGCAGCAGGUUGGAUUUUUGCUCAGCUCGUGCGGUGUGCACGUCGCACUCACCUCGGAAGCCUGCCUGAAGGGUCUGCCGAAGUCAUCCACCGGUGAGGUGGCCAAGCUGAAAGGCUGGCCCCGGUUGCACUGGUUCGUGACGGAGCAUUUGCCGAAGGUGCCGAAAGAUUUCAACACUAACAACAACCGCAUCAGCGAGGACUCGAACGCGUACAUUGAGUACACGACGGACAAGGAGGGUAGCGUUAUGGGCGUUACGGUAACGCGCCAAGCAAUGAUCAACCAUUGCCGGGCGCUAACGAUGGCCUGCCACUACACCGAGGGGGAAACGAUCGUGUGUGUGCUGGAUUUUAAGCGCGAGGUCGGUCUGUGGCACAGCAUUCUCACGUCGGUGUUGAACGGUAUGCAUGUGCUGUUCAUACCGUACGCGCUGAUGAAGUUGCGACCGUCCUCCUGGAUGCAGCUCAUCACAAAGUACAGAGCCUCGUGCUGUCUGGUGAAGAGUCGCGAUCUACACUGGGGUCUGUUGGCAACGAAGGAUCACAAGGAAAUUUCGCUAUCAUCACUGCGGAUGCUGCUGGUAGCAGACGGUGCCAAUCCUUGGUCAUUGUCCAGCUGCGAUCAGUUCCUGAGCGUGUUCCAGUCGAAGGGUCUCCGACCGGACGCAAUAUGUCCGUGUGCGAGCAGCUCGGAAGUGUUUACGGUGUCGCUUCGCCGACCAGGACGGUCGGCUGCCGGCGGAUACAAUCAGUCGGCCACUGGACGUGGCGUUCUAUCGAUGUCUGCACUGUCCCAUGGUGUGGUACGGGUUGAUAGUGAAGAUUCACUUACAUCGCUCACGUUACAGGACUGUGGUCAGGUUAUGCCGAGUGCUACGAUGGUUGUGGUUAAUGCUGAAGGUUCACCGGUUCUGUGCAAAACGGAUCAAGUUGGUGAAAUUUGCGUAACUUCUGGUUCAAGCGGUACGGCGUACUAUGGUUUGGAAGGAAUGACAAAUUCCACCUUCAAGGUUCAACCACUUAUUGAAGCACCCGUCACGAAAGAUGGCGAAACAAUUCCUGGCAAACCGAUCGGCGAUGAAGUUUACGUGCGCAGUGGUUUGCUCGGGUUCCUCGGUCCGGGUGGACUUGUGUUUGUAUGUGGUUCGCGGGACGGCCUAAUGACCGUCACCGGGCGAAAACAUAACUCGGACGACAUUAUCGCGACGGUGCUGGCCGUCGAACCGAUGCGCUUUAUCUAUCGUGGCCGUAUCGCCGUCUUCAGCAUUAAGGUGCUGCGCGACGAGCGCGUGUGUGUGAUUGCCGAACAGCGACCAGACUGCUCGGAGGAAGAAUCAUUCCAGUGGAUGUCUCGGGUGCUUCAAGCGGUCGAUUCCAUCCAUCAGGUUGGCAUCUACUGCUUGGCGCUCGUACCACCGAAUCAUCUGCCGAAAACGCCGCUGGGUGGUAUCCAUCUGACCGAAGCACGUCGACGGUUCCUCGAGGGUUCGCUACAUCCGGCGAAUGUGCUCAUGUGUCCACACACCUGCGUAACCAAUCUUCCAAAACCACGCGAAAUUCACCACGAUGCCUCCGUUGGUCCGGCUUCGGUAAUGGUCGGUAACCUGGUGCAGGGUAACAGGCUUGCCUCUGCCCAGGGCCGCGAUAUCGGUCUGGCCGACGAUAACGAACGUAAGCAUCAGCUUAUUACUGGCGUGUUGCGAUGGCGCGCCAACUCAUCGCCCGAUCACGUCCUGUACACGUUGCUCAACGCGAAGGGUGCCGUCGCGAAAACGCUCACCUGCUCCGAGCUGCACAAGCGGGCGGAAAAGAUUGCCGCCCUGCUGCAGGAACGGGGCAAGGUAAACCCGGGCGACCAUGUGGCGCUUAUCUUCCCGCCCGGGCUGGAUCUGAUCUGUGCGUUCUACGGCUGUCUGUAUUUGGGCGCCGUGCCGGUCACCAUCCGGCCACCGCAUCCGCAAAAUCUCAUCACCACACUGCCCACCGUGCGGAUGAUCGUGGACGUGUCCAAGAGUGGCAUCAUCCUGUCGAUACAGAGCAUCAUCAAGCUGCUAAAGUCGCGCGAAGCGGCCACAUCCAUCGAUCCAAAGAGCUGGCCAACCAUACUGGACAUCGAGGACAACCCGAAACGGAAGCUGGCCGCAAUCGCUAACAGUACACUCGAUUCAACGGCCUAUCUAGACUUCAGUGUGUCCACCUGCGGUCGGCUAAGUGGCGUUAUCAUCACGCAUCGUUCCCUUUCGAGUCUCUGUGCCAGUCUGAAGCUUGCCUGCGAGCUAUACCCUAGUCGUCACGUAGCACUCUGUCUUGAUCCGUACUGUGGCCUUGGCUUCUCGAUGUGGACAUUGAUCAGUGUCUACAGUGGUCAUCACUCGAUACUGAUUGCACCGUACGAGGUGGAAGCCAAUCCUAGUCUCUGGCUGAGCACGCUGUCCCAGUACCGCGUACGGGAUACGUUCUGCUCGUACGGCGUAAUUGAACUGUGCACCAAAGCGCUCAGCAACUCGAUCCAGGCACUGAAACAGCGCAACAUUAAUCUGGGCUGCGUGCGAACCUGCGUGGUCGUGGCGGAGGAACGUCCACGCGUACAACUGACGCAACAGUUCUGCAAGCUGUUCCAGGCGCUCGGGUUGAAUACGCGCUGCGUAUCGACCUCGUUCGGGUGCCGCGUCAAUCCGGCGAUCUGUGUGCAGGGUGCCAGCUCGGCCGAAAGUGCUCAGGUGUACGUGGAUCUGCGGGCACUGCGCAACAAUCGGGUAGCGCUGGUAGAACGUGGUGCCCCGAACUCGCUGUGCUUGGUAGAGUCGGGCAAACUGUUGCCGGGCGUGAAGGUUAUCAUUGCCAAUCCUGACUCGAAGGGACAGUGUGGCGAUUCCCAUCUGGGAGAGAUUUGGGUCCAAUCACCGCACAACUCCAACGGAUAUUUCACGAUCUACGGUGACGAAACCGAUUACAAUGAUCAUUUCAACGCCAAACUGGUGACGGGCUGCUCGACCAACGAUACGUGGGCCCGUACCGGUUACCUUGGGUUCCUGCGGCGCACCGAGUGUUCCCAGGCCGGCUCGAUAUUGGACGAAACCACACCGAGCAUAGCUAGUCGCGAUUCGGAUACCGAAUCAAUUCACUCACAGGGUCACAACACAUUAAAUUCAACGACCAGUUCGAAUGCAGGCAACCCGACGACCGCAGUCGUGGCUGGCAACGAGCAGGAACUGCACGAUGCCGUGUACGUGGUCGGCGCACUGGAUGAGGUGAUUACGCUGCGCGGCAUGAACUACCAUCCGAUCGAUAUCGAGAAUUCGGUACUGCGCUGCCACAAGAAGAUUGCCGAGUGUGCGGUCUUCACCUGGACCAACCUGCUGGUGGUGGUGGUCGAGCUGGAUGGAAACGAAUCGGAAGCGCUCGAUCUGGUACCGCUCGUGACAAACACUGUACUGGAGGAGCAUCAGCUAAUUGUCGGUGUUGUCGUUGUCGUCGAUCCCGGCGUUGUACCAAUCAAUAGUCGCGGAGAGAAACAGCGGAUGCAUCUGCGGGAUGGUUUCCUCGCCGAUCAGCUCGAUCCCAUCUACGUUGCGUACAACAUGUAA